This is a messenger RNA of Caenorhabditis angaria, 475 nucleotides long. The record is from the annotation of a GenBank genome assembly. Lineage: Eukaryota; Metazoa; Nematoda; Chromadorea; Rhabditida; Rhabditidae.
AUGUCGUUCCUCGCCGGUGUUCAACUCGAAAAACACGACAAAACCAAAGUCGAUGCUUCGGAAGCUCUUGAAGGCAAAGUCAUCGCCCUCUAUUUUUCUGCUCAUUGGUGUCCACCAUGCCGUGCAUUUACACCAAUUCUUAAGGAUUUCUAUGGAGAAGUUGAAGAUGAUUUGGAAAUCAUCUUUGUUUCUUUGGAUCGAUCAGAAUCCGAAUUGAAGGCUUAUAUGGCUGAAGCACAUGGAGAUUGGUAUCAUAUUCCAUUUGGAAGUGAUACUAUCAAGUAUGUCCCUUUUUUAAUAUUUUUACCUCAAUACAUUUCAAUUUUUCAGAGAACUCUCACAAAAAUACGGAGUUAGCGGAAUUCCAGCUCUCAUCGUCGUCAAGGCUGAUGGAACUGAAAUCACUAAGGAUGGAAGAGCUGAUGUUCAAGGUGGAAAAGCACCAUCGGCUGUUAUCAAGAAGUGGAGAUCGUAA